GUCCUCCCCUGUGCUUUGGAGCGGUUUGUUCGACCCGUAGUAGAAACUGCUGGGCUGGAACUGGCCGCUGUGGCUCAGCGGAGGGGGAACAGACGGAGCAGAAGACAGGUGGGUAAAAGUGAUGUCAUGGCUGGCUCAGUCACCUCCAGUUCUAAAGAGCGUCCAGCUUCCAGAACCAGCUUCAUCCCAGAGCUGCAGAGCAUGAUGUUUGCUCUGGGAGACACCCGCAGGCCUCUGUAUGAAACUGCAGCCCUGGUAGAGGACAUCGUACACACACAGCUCAUCACCAUGCUGCAUCAGGCUAGUGAGGGCGCUGCUCUUCGAGGUUCAAGGGUCAUUUCAGCUGAGGACAUCCUGUUCCUGAUGAGGAGAGACAAGGGGAAGCUGGCGCGAGUGUUAAAAUAUCUUCAGUUUAGAGAUUACAAAUCCAAACUAUUAAAAAAUUUAGAGGAAGAGGAUGUGCAGCAGGAGCCAGGGGCUCUGGCUGCUGGGGGGAAUCAGCGCCGGCAGCGACUGGCCCAGGACUUCCUGGGGUGGAUGGACCAAACUGGAGAAUUCCUUUCAUUGGCUGAGAAACAGGAAAUUGACCCAGUCAAACAGGAGAGGAUGGAGCGUUUGGAGCGACACACUCGAAACAUGGAUCCGACUCAGUACGCAGAGUUCUGCGAGAGCCGCCAGCUGAGCUUCGCCAAGAAAGCUUCAAAGUUUCGGGACUGGCUGGACUGCAGCAGCCUGGAGCUGAAACCCAACAGCAUUGCCACGGAGAUCCUCUCAUACCUGGCCUAUGAGACGGUGGCUCAGAUUGUAGAUUUGUCUCUGCUAGUGAAGCAGGAGAUGACGGUGAAGACCAAUCCUGUCAGCCAUGUGAUCUCAGCCAGCUACAUCCACUACAACACACACACCGAGGUGAAGAAAGAUCCAGAUUCACCUGAGGCCACGCCCCCAUCAACUCCUGGCUCCUCCCACUCCUCGAAGCCCCUCCUACAGGGAAACGGCAGCAUGGACAGCCGAGCCAGACAGAGGAAACGGAAAAAGAGCUCUCCGGCCACAGUGGAGCCCCCUAGUGGAGCCAUCCAGCCGUGUCACAUCAGAGAGGCCAUCAGACGAUACAACUACAGACACACGACUGCAUACAGGAGGAGUGGGAUGGCUUUCCUCACCUGCUGAAGCAUCAGAGUUUAUAUCCAUUUUCUUGUUUGGUUCAUUUCUAGUAAUAAAGAGUUUAACAUGCA
Gambusia affinis (western mosquitofish) is the source of this 1232-nucleotide messenger RNA. RefSeq names its product SPT3 homolog, SAGA and STAGA complex component (gene supt3h). Bases 127 to 1167 code for a protein of 346 amino acids. Lineage: Eukaryota; Metazoa; Chordata; Actinopteri; Cyprinodontiformes; Poeciliidae. The transcript is spliced from 12 exons. The record is from RefSeq and is a predicted model, not a curated record. Gene Ontology annotation, molecular function: transcription coactivator activity; protein heterodimerization activity. Gene Ontology annotation, biological process: transcription by RNA polymerase II.